AUGCGUCCCUGGUUUCUUCUCCUCCUAUUUAUUGUCGCUUUUUCAAUCGCCAAUGCUCAAAAUGAAGAAUAUAGGAAAAUGACGAUGUGGAUUAUUGAAAGACAACUCUUCUGGCUGAAAGUGGCAAUUAAGGAGAAUAAUUAUCCACAGAUUGUUCGUUUGUUUAAUUUCAAAGGGGCGGAAAACGUGACCGGAGUGAUUGAGGAGUAUAAAAACGUCGAGUUCCAUGUCAAAACUCUCGAAUUCAGGAGUACUAUCCGGAAAAAUCUAAUCGAGGGAUAUUUGAAUACGGUGAAUCUGCUCACAAAAGAAAGACGGCAAUAUGCAGUAUUUUUGCAAAGAAGCGCGAAAAGCACAACCGAUUGGCAAAUUUGGAUGAGAUUAAUGUCGGGUCCUUUGGAUCGAACAACUCCUUCCCCUAAAAUUUGA
Caenorhabditis briggsae is the source of this 429-nucleotide messenger RNA. Lineage: Eukaryota; Metazoa; Nematoda; Chromadorea; Rhabditida; Rhabditidae. Bases 1 to 429 code for a protein of 142 amino acids. The transcript is spliced from 3 exons. The record is from RefSeq and is a predicted model, not a curated record.